Messenger RNA from Fopius arisanus, 1285 nucleotides. RefSeq lists its product as uncharacterized. Lineage: Eukaryota; Metazoa; Arthropoda; Insecta; Hymenoptera; Braconidae. The record is from RefSeq and is a predicted model, not a curated record. The coding region runs from base 12 to 1121 and encodes 369 amino acids. Gene Ontology annotation, molecular function: protein binding. The transcript is spliced from 8 exons.
AACAUUACGCAAUGAACUAUCUGCUUCAAAAUCACGGUGCAAAAUUUAUCUGCAAAAUUCCCGAUGGCCUGCGAGAGUUAUGCGCAGAUAUUUCCCGUGAGGUUCUUCGGAGCCAACCAGUCCACAUCUACAGCUUCAUCGCAGAAUAUGUUGAAGGAUUGCGAUUAACCCGAGAAACUGCUACAAUUGCUGCCAAAUUAGUUGACAGCAUUAUGGCAAAGAGCGAGGAUAUUGUUAAUCUUCUUAAUCGUUGUGGAUUAGAUUUGGAGCAGAUUGCUGCUAUCGCACCAAAGCUACAGGGAGAGUUCAGAGAUUACAUCAAUGCUACUGAUUGCAGCUGCUCUAUUAAGUCUGACGUCUGUGUUGAUGCUGAUUGUAAUGAAGAUAAUGAGUUGACUAUUAGGAGAAUUGUGGAGGAUGCAGGUGUGACUUUAGAAGUCGCAGAGAGAGCAGCUAUAAUAAUUCAGAAAGCCUUUCUUCAACAUUAUAAACGAAUAACUCAAAGCGAGCUCACUGGCGAGGCUUCGUGGAAGCUAGCAAUAAUGAGUACGAUUGAUAUUUUGAGAAAAGUCGGUCUAUCAGAACGAGAAGCGAUGAAAACCGCCCAAUCGAUCGAGUCGAAGUAUCAGGACUACUACACGAAAGGGAGUCGAAUGAAGUCGUAUGAUGCGGCUAAAAAUGAGGGGAACGCCAAGGAGAAUGAAUUUUCACAGACCAAUGAAAGUAUUCAAGCUGUCGCUUUGUUGAAUAUGAUGUACGACGACUCAGGGAUUUCAGGGGAACAGGCCAAUCGAGCUGCUACGAUUAUUCAACGGGCUUUCCGUAAGUAUCGAUCACGCAAGAAUUCUAGCCUACAUCCCUCGGUUUCAACGGGUACUCUGGCUGCCAGAGAAAUUCUCGACAACUUGCAUCAGAGAAUCUUCGACAAAGUUCUAUCAGGCGAGGCAAUUCCCGACGAGUUUGGCACGAUCCAGGAAAUCGCUAAGGCAACUGAAAAACUUUCAAACGCCUACGAAGAACGCCUCGAUGGCUCCAAAUUGUCCCACGAUAAUGCAAUGAGUAGUCAGGAGGAAACAGAAGGAGCUGAUUUCAAAGAGGAUAACGAGCAUUUGCAUCACUGAAGAUUCGAUGAUCCAAUUUGCACUGUUGAAGUCCAAGAAAAAUAAAAUCACAUUUUGGUGAAAUUAAAUUAUCUAGCGAUCGAUCUGUGAGAUUGAAAUUAACUGGACAACUGUUUUGUCCUGCAUUAAAAUGAUAUAAAAAUAAUUUGCUUAUUUAAUGUCAA